UUGAAGAAGGAUGGCAGGUUUAGUUAACGUGUACAUUUGUGGUUCGCAAAUGUUUCAAAACCAACAUGGCCUCUGUUGGUUUAGAGUGAGUAAGAAAUGAAGAAAUUGUAGAGAAGGGUCUGUGGUAUAUCUAUGGAUAUUUCGGCCAUGGCCUCUGUUCAUCUCAGAGCUCACAAUCUUUUGGCAAGGAACCCAUAUGGAAGAUCAUGUUUUCAUCGACCAUUGGCGGCCAAACUCCAGAAAAAUUUCAAAAUUCAAGCAAAUAUUGAAACCAAAGUCGCAUCUUCCAGAACCCAGAGAAUAAUGGAGGGCAUAUCAGUUACAGGGGAAGUUGGUGGUGCUGGUGGAGCUUAUUCAUACAACGCAUUGAAGAGGUUGGAUCAAAUUUGGUCCAGAAUUUGCUCUGACCAAGAAAUACCUGAAGCUGCUCAAGAAGUCGUUCGUCGUGUAUCUGGUGCAUUUAGCCGUUCUGAUUUGGAAGAGAAAGCCAUCGACACAUUUGAUGUGUUGGUGUGUGGAGGUACUUUGGGUGUCUUCAUAGCAACAGCAUUGAGUUUGAAGGGGCUCCGUAUCGGUAUAGUCGAAAGAAAUGUUCUGAAAGGGAGGGAACAAGAAUGGAACAUUUCAAGGAAAGAGCUGUUGGAACUCGUUGAAGUUGGAGUUAUAACAGAAGAUGAAAUUGAACAAGCUACAGCAAUGAAGUUUAAUCCUAACAGAUGUGCAUUUGAAGGGAAAGGCGAAAUCUGGGUUGAAAACAUUCUCAAUCUUGGUGUCUCACCAGAGAAGCUUAUAGAGCUUGUGAAGAAACGUUUCAUUUCCCUAGGUGGAGUCAUCUUUGAGGGAUGCAACGUUUCAAGCAUUUGCAUAUAUGAUGAUACGACUGUGAUGCAACUUUCUGAUGGGAACAUUUUAUCCUCCCAACUCACUAUCGAUGCAAUGGGGAAUUUUUCACCCGUGGUGAAACAGAUAAGACGUGGGAGGAAGCCUGAUGGUGUUUGUUUAGUUGUUGGAUCUUGUGCUCGUGGAUUUAGAGAUAACUCGACUAGUGAUGUAAUUUACAGCAGCUCAUCCUUAAGAAAGGUUGGGAGCUCAGAAGUUCAACUUUUCUGGGAGGCAUUUCCAGCCGGGUCUGGUCCGGUAGAUCGAACUACUUACAUGUUCACAUACAUCGAUCCUCAACCAGGAUCGCCAAAACUUGAAGAACUUUUAGAAGAAUACUGGGAUUUAAUGCCAAAAUAUCAGGGAGUCUCUCUUGAUGACUUGAAGAUAUUGAGAAUUAUAUAUGGCGUCUUUCCUACUUAUCGUAACAGCCCGCUGCCAGCUGCUUUCGAUCGUGUCCUUCAGUUUGGAGAUGCAAGUGGCAUUCAGUCACCUGUUUCAUUUGGUGGCUUUGGAAGCUUGACUAGGCACCUUGGGAGGCUGUCAACUGGCAUAUAUGAAGCUGUAACCGAAAACUUCCUCGACUCCAAUAGCUUAUCACUGUUGAAUCCUUACAUGCCAAAUUUAAGUAGUUCAUGGUUGUUUCAAAGAGCUAUGUCAGCAAAGCAACGAUCAAACAUUUCUCCAUAUUUCAUCAAUGAGCUUCUUCAUGUAAACUUUCAGAGUAUGCAGAGAUUGGGGGAUCCAGUGCUAAGACCAUUCCUUCAGGAUGUUGUACAGUUUGUACCUCUUACCCAAACCCUAGGUCUAGUUAUGUUAACCAAACCUCAACUUCUUCCAUCAAUAUUCAAACAGGUUGGCAUCCCGGUGCUGCUUGACUGGUUUGGGCAUUUUGGCAUGCUUGGCUACUACACGUUUCUCUCGACAUUUGUCGAUCCAAUUGUAAGGUCAUUCCUAAGUUCAUUAACGCCAAAGGAGACUUUUGAGUGGAAACGACGACUUGAGGCCUGGAAGUAUGGAGCUGGUUUAGAUUACAAGCUAUGAAGAACAAGUUUGAGAAAGAAACAGGGAGUUGGAAAGUUCUAUAUAUCAACAUCGAUCUUACGUAUUAGUAUUACUUAGCUAGCAAACAGUAACAUUAAAUACUCCAUCUAUAAAGAUGGGAAUAAGAAAAUGAUACUCUAUUAUUUACAGAUUUACACUAGAUAAACAAAAGAAGGUCAAAAAAAUUGUGCAGUUUAGUUGGGAGUCUUGGCACCCAAAAUCUUUGAGAGUUCCUUUAUGAGAGGCUUCUCUUUGA
Cucumis sativus (cucumber) is the source of this 2179-nucleotide messenger RNA. RefSeq lists its product as uncharacterized. The record is from RefSeq and is a predicted model, not a curated record. NCBI's taxonomy places the organism in Eukaryota, Viridiplantae, Streptophyta, Magnoliopsida, Cucurbitales, Cucurbitaceae. The transcript is spliced from 18 exons. Bases 133 to 1923 code for a protein of 596 amino acids.